Messenger RNA from Sinocyclocheilus rhinocerous, 897 nucleotides. RefSeq names its product beta-1,3-galactosyl-O-glycosyl-glycoprotein beta-1,6-N-acetylglucosaminyltransferase 4-like. Lineage: Eukaryota; Metazoa; Chordata; Actinopteri; Cypriniformes; Cyprinidae. The annotation marks the transcript as partial. Gene Ontology annotation, cellular component: membrane. The record is from RefSeq and is a predicted model, not a curated record. The transcript is spliced from 2 exons. Gene Ontology annotation, molecular function: acetylglucosaminyltransferase activity.
AUGGGUGAGGUUUCCUCUGCCAAUGUGCACUGUUGGGAAAGGAUUCUUCGAGCCAUCUACACACCUCACAAUAUUUACUGCAUUCAUUAUGACCAAAAGUCCUCAAAAAAAUUUAUUGCAGCAAUGAAGAACUUGGAAAAAUGUUUUCCAAAUGUCUUCAUAGCCUCUAAAAUUGAGUCCGUUCAGUAUGCACAUAUUACCAGACUUAAUGCAGAUCUCAGCUGCCUUUCAGACCUUUUGAGUUCAGAGGUCAAAUGGAAGUAUGUUAUCAAUUUGUGUGGCCAAGACUUUCCGCUCAAGUCCAAUUAUGAGCUGGUAACUGAGCUCAGUAAACUGAACGGUGCAAACAUGCUCGAAUCAAGCAGGCCCAGCGAAAUGAAAAAAAAGCGAUUUCAGUUUCGGUAUGAACUGAAAGACGUGUCAUAUGAAUACCAUAAAAUGCCAGUUAAGACAGACAUUGCUAAAGACCCACCACCGCAUGGCAUUGAGAUGUUUGUUGGGAGUGCUUACUUUGUCUUGACACGUGAUUUUGUGUCAUAUAUUAUGACCAAUCAAUUGGCAAAGGAUUUUCUGCAGUGGACAGCUGACACAUAUUCUCCUGAUGAGCACUUUUGGUCAACAAUGGCCAGAGUACCUGGAGUUCCUGGAGAGAUCGGGAGAUCUGAGCCUGAUGUGACAGACCUGAAGAGUAGGACACGUUUGGUUAAAUGGAACUAUCUUGAAGGCCGCUUGUAUCCACAGUGCACUGGCACGCACAGACGCAGUGUUUGCAUCUAUGGUGCAGCGGAGCUCCGGUGGCUUCUGGAGGACGGCCACUGGUUUGCAAACAAGUUUGAUCCCAAAAUUGACCCUGUCAUUAUUAAAUGUCUUGAAGAGAAACAUAAGUGCAGCAGCAAA